Messenger RNA from Arthroderma uncinatum, 3369 nucleotides. Its product is annotated as nonselective cation channel. NCBI's taxonomy places the organism in Eukaryota, Fungi, Ascomycota, Eurotiomycetes, Onygenales, Arthrodermataceae. Gene Ontology annotation, biological process: monoatomic ion transport; transmembrane transport. The coding region runs from base 1 to 3369 and encodes 1122 amino acids. Gene Ontology annotation, molecular function: monoatomic ion channel activity. The record is from RefSeq and is a predicted model, not a curated record. Gene Ontology annotation, cellular component: membrane. The transcript is spliced from 2 exons.
AUGUUUUCCUCCCUGUUCCGGCCGAAGCGGAGGCAGAGACGAGGGAUAUUCUCGCCGCCUAGGUCUGUUGAACAAGCAGAGAGAAACGUUCGUGACUCUGAGGCCGACGUGCACUCGCGGUCAGAGUUUGUAUCCGAGGGAGAUAUCGAGGAAUAUGACGUUGAUGAUGACGGAGAGGAGGAGGAGUAUGAAGAUGUCCAUGAGAGCGAAUACCAAGCUCCCCUAUUACCUAUGUUUUCUGCUCCCCAUCUUGCUUCUCGUUGCGAGACUACAUUAACAUGGGAGCAGCUUCGAUCUCCUCAAGUAUCGCAGUUUCUGCUGAAACCCAUACAGCAGAUCAUCCAUACGAGACAUCUAUCUAAAGCCACCCUUUAUGCUCUGAUGGUCAAUUGCCUCCAGUUCGACAAGGAGGCCACAUCUAACCCAGGAAUCAGUGGUGCCAGCCGGACAAGGGUGAUGGUUUGUGAAUUGCUGGCCAUCAAACUGCUGAAAGAGUACUCUAUGCGAAGCUUGAUAGAUGCCUUGUCCUAUGAUUUCCACCCCUUACAAGGGCAGGUUACUAAACCAUCUACGGGAACUUCGAAUGGCCCAUCAUGGGAUAAUAACCAGCGAUCCCGCAAUCUUCUAAAGGAUGUCCGGAUAUCAUGUCUAGAAAUUGCUAUCAGAGCUCAGGCGAAACGGUUCUUAGCGCAUCCGCUUGUGGUCCAGCAACUGGAGGCACUAUGGGCUGGUACCAUUGUCUUCUACUCUGCAGCAGAUAGCUUGCAUCGACAGCCUGCUUGGGAUACUCCUUCUCAACGCCAGGGUUAUGGCUCUAUCAAUGUGUCCGAACCCAGGCCUAACGCAAAGGACACGCCCGGCGCGUCAAAUAAAGCCGUUUCCCGCCGUACUGUGGCUCUUUACAACCCGCGGGAUGCGUCUCUAUUCAAGCUAUCCAGGCUACGUGUUCCCAGAUACCGCCAGCUGCUAUCCACGCUCUCCUAUGCGAUCUUACUAUGUCUGUUUCUUACCUUGCUUCAAAAGCGGCCGUUAGACCUUACUGGCUUGGAGAUGGUGUUUUGGUUUUGGAGUGCCGGGUUCAUGUUGGACGAGAUCGUUGGCUUCAAUGAGCAGGGUUUCAGCCUUUACUUGAUGAGCUUUUGGAACAUGUUUGACGUCGGAAUUCUGCUCUUGCUUCUUGUCUAUUAUGUCUUGCGGCUGUAUGGCGCAGUUAUGCCUCGAGACCAGAAGAUUUAUGCCGCGGGCCUGGCGUAUGAUACGCUGGCUGCGAAUGCGGUACUUCUCCUUCCACGCCUUUUCUCGGUUCUUGAUCAUUACCGAUAUUUCUCCCAGCUUUUAAUCGCGUUUCGCAUGAUGGCGGCCGACCUAAUAGCAGUACUCAUUCUAAUCAUCAUCGCCUGUAGCGGGUUUUUUGUGGCUUUCACCUUUUCCUUUGGAGACACGAACGCCUCCCCUAGCUCAGUUGCUUAUGCUCUGUUCCAAAUGGUCAUGGGGUUUACUCCCGCAGCCUGGACGCUUUGGGAUAGGUAUAACCUCCUUGGGAAAAUCAUAUUGACCCUCUUUCUAUUCAUAUGCCAUUUCCUCGUCGUCACGAUUCUUAUCACCGUUCUCACCAAUUCGUUCAUGGCGAUUGUUCAGAAUGCGCACGAGGAGCACCAAUUCUUAUUUGCCGUGAAUACUAUCUCCAUGGUGAAAUCGGAUGCCCUAUUCUCGUAUGUGGCGCCGACUAACGUCCUAGCUUGGGCAAUCGCCCCGUUGAGAUUCGUUAUGCCAUUCCGGAGCUUCUUGAAACUCAACCGCACUGUGAUAAAAAUCACACAUUUCCCUAUUCUGUUCAGCAUAUACCUCUAUGAACGCACGAUACUGCGAUCUGCCGCCUUUGAGCCAACAGACCUUGUUAGGGGUCGAUUCAACCCUUUUAAGCCGGUUACAGAUCAAGAACGGUCUUUUGAGCCUUUCACUCCAAGGAAUAAGUUCCGUGUACGGGAGCCAUCGGUCGCUACCCAUCAAAAGGACAAGGCCCUCGACCAAGUCUUCAGCCGACUUCAUGAUGGCUCUACGAAUCAAGGAGGCCAGCGAACUAGAGUCCGACAGCGGUUAUCGACGACCAACGUAAGUAACUGGAUGCAAAAUAUUGGGGACGGGAGCUCGAGGGCGCCACCCGAAGUCCAAGAUCGGAAAGUUGUUGAAGACUUGGAGGCUAGACGGCUUUGGGCUGGUAGAUCACAGCGACGACAGAGAAAUCGGGGAUUAAGUGGGCGUGAUUUCACAGACACGACUCGAUCCUUUGCUUCGGAUCCGGAAGACUUCAUGAGCGUUGCAUUCGACAUGACGGAUGUCAACAGAACACCUAAACCACACCUCUAUCCUCAACAAGUCGUAAACCCGUCCACGCAGACAGAUGUCGAAGUUCAAGGUGACGAUGAACUGAGUAGUGACGAGAAUGCUGGAGGUGACUCGAGCCGAGAUGGGGAUUCACCCGAACUCAAAAAGACCCAGGAGGUUAUCUUUGCUACGGACAACCAACUUGCAAGCUCAGUAGGGUCUCCGCCGGUCCUUUCCAGACCAUCGACUGCCCGACGAUUUUCGCGGAAGAAUAGCCCUACUCGCGCUCCAAGAACACCACGGCGCCACCACUCAAGAAACCCUUCCGCCGCAACAAUACUCUAUAACCCGGCACCUCCAGAAGCUACCCAAAUCACGGCUACCGGGAAAGCCCCAUCUUCUCCCAGACAUGGCAAGACAAAGUCUGGAACAGCAACCCCUAUUCGGCGCCGGCCACCGCCCAGUAACUUGAGAGGGGCACCACAGGCAGUUGGCACACGACCACGCCCGAUCCCUCAAUCUAUCACAGCGGCUCUCUCUGUCCCUGAUAAUGGCGUGCAUUGGUCACUGAAUAAUUUACCAAGUCAACAACGUCGUCCGCUAUCGCUGACCAUGGGCCUGGGCUCAGAUAUCGGCGACAACGAGGCCCUAGGUGGCGGGUUUGUCGGUGGUGUUCCUGGAAGCUUCACAACGCAGAUGGCGUACGCCAUGGGAGGGAUUCAACAGGACCGAGGGAAUGACAAUCGAGACAUGCUUAGCCGACUGGUACUGGCCCGGAUGAAGACUCUGGAGGAGAGUUUCAGAGACGUCCUAAAGGAAGUCAAAGACCUUCGCCACGCGCCUGGAAGAAGGGAGAGAGUACGCCCAAUCACCGCUCGUAGGCCCACGAACUCUACCGGCAGCCCCAAACAGAGUGUAGACACUCAAGGCUCAGGAGAAACUCCUCGUAAGAGCAGCGAAAAGAGGCUGCAGCCAGCAUUCGAGCCAGAGAAUGAGCCGCUGAGCGAGGAGUCCUCGCCGGACUUUCGGGCGAGCUCCGUGUGA